Molecule: messenger RNA, 3972 nt
Organism: Oreochromis niloticus (Nile tilapia)
Lineage: Eukaryota; Metazoa; Chordata; Actinopteri; Cichliformes; Cichlidae
Gene: mctp2a
Product: multiple C2 domains, transmembrane 2a
Exons: 23
Coding region: 126-3242 (1038 amino acids)
Biological process (GO): regulation of neurotransmitter secretion
Cellular component (GO): synaptic vesicle membrane
Molecular function (GO): calcium ion binding
Source: RefSeq, a predicted model, not a curated record
GAUCAUAGUUGGGAUUGCUAACCAGUCUGUUGGAAAAUUUUCAUCUGCUCUCAGUGGGAACUAAAUCAUUGUGUGGGUUUGCUGGGUUUCACAGCAGAAGUCAACCGAACAGGGUAUCCCUCAAGAUGGAGAACAAGAAAAAGAAUUUAGCAGACAGAUUUCGUCUGAAACCCAAGUUGCCCAACUUUAAGAAGUCCCCCAAGAAGCCACUGGCCAAGCAGGGGAGGAAUCUGGCCAAUCGACGAAGUAUCUCUGUACCCGACCUAACAAUGGUGCCAGGUGAAGCAUAUUCUACUGAGAAUCCCUUGCUGUCUUCUGCCGCUGAUGCCACGGCCGUUGGCGUCUCUCCCGGUCUGAGUGAAACUGAUUCUGCUGCGAGUUCAUUGAACGAGUUUGCAGACAAACAAAGUAAUACAAUCCCAGAAACCAGAUCCAGAUUUCUUCAGCCUGAUCCCUCAUAUACAGCUCUGAAUAGAUUAAGCGCACCGCCAGAGACCCCUGGCCUUUAUGAGGAAAUUAAUGAAAUGGUUAAUUCUGGUUCAGAGAACAAAUCCAGCCCAGCUCUAGAUGAUUUAUAUGCUAAAAUAGAUAAAAAAGGCAAAGGGCCCUUAUCAAAAUUUCCUUUUGAACAAGUUCCGACAGGAAGCGAUAUGUCUAACGGUGGACAAGAUCCCAUACCAAGACCAGACCUUCCAGAGAGAUGGAGUAUUCUUGGUGAAGAAGUCCCAGAAAAAGGGCCUAGUCUUGCUGCAGCGCUGGCCAGAGCACAGUCACUGGGGGAGCAAAAAAACCUUUAUAAAGAAAAACAGAGCUUAUCAACUGAGCCGAAAAAGCCAUCAUCUGAAAAAGGGACUCCACCAGCAAUCAGACAAAACGCUCAUACUGAUAGGAUGAUGUUAGACUCUGUGGGCAGACCUUUGGAAAGUGGAGAUGGCAACUCUCUGGACUCGGCGUGCGGCACUCCCAGUGAGGAGAAAGUCAACAUGCCUUGGAUGACAGACGUGGAAGAACCUUUUACUCCCAUGCUGAUGAGAGAGUUCUCCUUAGACGAGAAUCUUCUUGAGGAAACCCAGAGGGAUGAGGACGAUGAUACUGGAGAGAUAACCAGUGAAUCAGCCGACUUAUUUGAUGAAAAUCCUCCUGAUGUUCAAGGGGGGUGUGAGGAUCGAGUACCUGCCCGAUUCCAGAGGUAUCUCUUGAACAUCAACCUAAAGCGGGGAAAAAACCUGGUCAUCAGACACAAGCGCUCAGGUACCAGUGAUCCAUAUGUGAAGUUCAAAAUUGAAGGAAAGCAGUUCUAUAAAAGCAAAGUGGUUUAUAAAGACCUGAACCCUCGCUGGAACGAGUCCUUCUCCCACCCUCUCCGAGACAGAGAACAUAACAUAGAAGUUCGGGUCUACGAUAAAAAUCGGACCUCUGAUGAAUUCAUGGGUUCCAGCUUUAUUUCCCUGAGAGAUCUUGAACUGCACAAAACCAAUGAAAUGGAGUUGCGUCUCGAAGAUCCAAAAAGCAAGGAAGAUGACAUGGGAGUCAUUAUUGUUGACGUCUGCCUGAUGUUCAGAGACGCCACCAUCAAAAAAGGCCCGAGAUUUGGACCCAAAAAGAAUAAGCAGAACCAGGCCACGCCGGCUCAGCGCUCGGCUGAAACACAGAAGAAUCAGCUGAGGAACCAGAUGUGGACCGGGGUGCUCUGUAUCACCUUGGUGGAGGGACAGGACAUGCCGCAGUGUGGCCAGGGUGACAUUUACGUCCGCUUUCGCCUCAGUGAUCAGAAGUACAAGAGCAAGAACCUUUGCAUUCAGCCAAAUCCCCAGUGGAGAGAGCAGUUUGACUUCAAUCAGUUUGAAGAUAACCAGGAACCUCUACAGGUGGAGAUGUGCUCAAAGAGAGGGAGGAAGAGUGAAGAAUCAUGGGGGAUGCUUGAGGUUGACGUGUCGAGACUUACGGUUAAUGAGAGGCAAUUCUACUCCUAUAUGCUGAACCCAGGAAAAGGCAGAGUGGUGUUUCUGAUCACCCUGAGAUCUGUCUGGGGGGUCUCCAUCUCUGACAUUGAAAAUGCUACCUUGUCAAAACCCGAUGAGAAAGACGAAGUGGUGGAGAAAUUUAGCUUAAAAAACUCGCACAACUGCAUGAGAGAUAUUGGCAUCCUUCAGGUUGGCGUAAUCAAGGCAAAUGAUCUCGCUGCUACAGACAUUAAUGGGAAAAGCAACGCCCUGUGCGUUAUAGAGCUGGGGAACUGUAAACUUCAAACUCACACAGUCUAUAAGAAUGUAAAUCCAGAGUGGAACAAAGCAUUUACAUUCCCGAUUAAGGACAUCACCGAUGUGGUCGAGUUGACUGUCUUUGAUGAAAAUGGAGACAAAGCCCCAAACUUUUUGGGGAAGGUGGCCAUUCCUUUACUUACUGUUAAGAAUGGCCAGGAGAUAACUCUGUUACUGAAGAAAGAAAAACUGGGAAGUGCGUCUAAAGGAACCAUCACUCUGGUGCUGGAGGUUAUCUACAACAAAGUGGGAGCUGGUGUCAAAUCCUUUCAGCCCAAGGAGGCGAAAUUAACAGAGGAAACCAUCAAGUUCAACAAAAAGGUUCUUGCCCAGAGUAUAUAUCGGGUCCGCAAAAUCAGCACGGCAGUUCUGUCCACGUUACAGUACAUUAAAAGCUGUUUUCAGUGGGAGAGCACGCAACGGAGUCUAAUAGCCUUUCUGAUCUUCCUCUUGACAGUGUGGCACUGGGAACUCUUCAUGCUUCCCCUCUUCCUGCUUCUCCUCAUAGGCUGGAAUUACUUCCAGCUCUCAACGGGAAGGGCCAGCUACAACCAAGACCUGGUGAACAUGACCAUAGGUGACGACGAGGAGGAAGACGAGAAGGAACCCGGAAAAAAGGGUUUGAUUGACAAGAUAUAUAUGGUGCAGGAAGUAGUGCUGGCUGUCCAGAACGUUUUGGAGGAGAUUGCAAACAUCGGGGAGCGAGUUAAGAACAUAUUCAACUGGUCUGUCCCAUUCUUGUCGUGCUUGGCCUGCUUGGUGCUGUUUGUGGCAGCAGCGCUAUUGUAUUUGAUCCCACUGCGAUACAUUGUACUGAUAUGGGGCAUUAACAAAUUUACCAAGAAGCUGCGCAACCCAUAUAGUAUUGACCAUAAUGAAAUACUGGAUUUCCUCAAGAGGGUGCCUUCAGAUGUUCAAAAGGUGGAGUACAGUGUGCUGAGAGCGCCCACCAGCCAGAACCAGGCGCGGAAGAAAAAGUAAGCUCCGCGGACACGCUGGAUGAAAGGCUGGUCUCUUUCUAAAUGUGGCAUGAUGCAAUCCACCUGACAACAAUGCUCCAGUACCAGCAGAGCCCCUGACCCCAUGCACCCCAUCAUACCACCCUAACUCUGCUCCCUGCUGCUGAGGGGCAGCUAGCCGCUCUCUGGCUUGUGUGUUUGCCACCCCCCUGACAGGGGCUGUGAACUGCAGCCGCUAGGAGGGCAGCACAUGGCGCUGUCAAUCACAAGCUUGGAGGCAAAGAAAAGAGAGCAUUGCGAGGCUCAGCCUUCAUCUUUGGAUAUAAUUUAAAAAAGGAAUGAAAAGCAUCUGGGGCUUUUUUUCGACUUUGGUAAAACUGAGAAAUUUGCCAAAUCACUGCAAUGUGCUUUUUUUCUUUAUAUGUUCAUUUAAUUAAAGGUCACAUAUAUUUUAAAUAACUGUGGUGAAAUAAUAUUUUUUGUUUAUAUUUAAAAUAUUAAGGACAGAGUACUGAAUUUAUCUUUUUUGUGGUAUAGAUUUGCUUUAUUUAACGUAAUCCUACAAGCACUCCUCAUUUUAUCUCCGAAGCAAAUAUAGUCACGAAAUGUAUUAUUUCCAACUUGCUUUGCUUAAGUAAAGUUUUUGUGUUUCCUGUUAAAUUCAUGUGCAAGUUUUACCUCCUAGCAUCGUGUCUGCAUCAUCAAAUGGAGAAUCUGCACGAAUCCUGAAUAAAGAAUCUUGAUCAGUUUGA